CACAAAAUAAUCGAAACUCUCGGCGAUCUCUGAUUUUCUCUGUAGAGUUUGGAUGGAAACACGCAAAUCAGAAGGAAAGCUGCCUUCUUCGCUCAAAAACCUCGACUUAAAUACGAAUCAUGAAUCAAAGAAUAAGAUUCCUGUUUCAGCUUAUCUAUCUUCCUCACUCACAGGGAUAUCUGCGUUGAAACCUGGACCUCCUCCGUCUCUUGUUAGCUUAUGUCUUGGUGUUGUUGGGAGACAUUUAGAAGAAAUCAUUCCUUGUUUAUCUGAUAUCUCUCACAUCUUUCCUUCUGACAUCAAGAUGUCGAUUGCAGCCAUUGCUAAAAGAAGGAAGCUACUGGAUGAUGAUUUGAUUAUCUCUUUGGCUGACACUUCCUGGGAGAUUUUAGAUGUUAGUGGUUCAGAUGUUUCAGAUUCUGGCUUAGCUAAAGUGUCAGAGAUGUGCAAAUCUCUCAGGGCUGUGGAUAUAAGCCGGUGUAACAAGAUCACAUCAAUGGGAGUCUCAGAGCUUGUACAAAACUGCCGAUCUUUGGAAACUCUAAGAUGCGGAGGAUGCCCAAGUAGUGAGUCUACCGCACGCAGAUCUUUGAGUUUGUUUAAGCCAGACUUGAGUAACGUUGAAGGAGAAUCAUGGGAAGAACUAGACGUUACAGAGCUUGGUCAAUCAUUGCGUUGGCUUGUUUGGCCAAGAAUUGAUAAGGAUUCAUUGGAGAUGCUUUCCAUGGAAUGUCCAAGAAUAGUAGUAAACCCCAAGCCCUCGUUUCUCAGUUACAGUCUACACGAGGUUCCUCGAGAAGCAUUACCAGAUGUUGCAUUGGAUGAGCCGUUUGUGAAAGAUAUUGAUCCUGAGACGUGGGUUGUUAGAGGAGUUGUGAAGAUACCCACAACAACUUCAUUGUCCUUGACCUCCUCUAGUGAGUUGUCAAUAGCAGAGAAGUUCAGAUUAGCGUUUGCAGAGAGAGAUGCACGGUUGGCUCCUAAACGAGCAAAGAAUGCGAGGCAACAGCAACGUCGUGCUGAGAGGGAUUGGAUGAUGUCUAGUGACGAAGCUAAAUCAAUGGCUUUUGCAUCAAAGGCCAACAGAUCUUUGCGCAAGAAGUAGUUUUGAGGAAUGAGGAUUCUCUGUAUAAACAGGCGUCAAAGAAACACACAAGAGGAAGAUCAGUGUAUGUUCUAACGUCUGAAACAUAACACUGAUUAUGUUGUAUCAUUUCAUGGAGUUCUUUUUGGAAAAGCAAAGCGAAUGAAGAAGAACAGUGACUGCUUAUUGAAGAGAAAAAUGUUGGUUAUGUUUCUUAACUAUUAUCAAAUCUUUUAAGUGGUACAAAACGAGUUGAUAUACAUAUAUAUAUAGAAUGAACUGCGU
Messenger RNA from Eruca vesicaria subsp. sativa (arugula), 1369 nucleotides. The record is from the annotation of a GenBank genome assembly. Lineage: Eukaryota; Viridiplantae; Streptophyta; Magnoliopsida; Brassicales; Brassicaceae.